This is a messenger RNA of Suhomyces tanzawaensis NRRL Y-17324, 3606 nucleotides long. It is a transcript of the gene CHS3, whose product is annotated as chitin synthase. Gene Ontology annotation, molecular function: chitin synthase activity. NCBI's taxonomy places the organism in Eukaryota, Fungi, Ascomycota, Pichiomycetes, Serinales, Debaryomycetaceae. Gene Ontology annotation, cellular component: cell periphery; cell septum. Bases 1 to 3606 code for a protein of 1201 amino acids. The record is from RefSeq and is a predicted model, not a curated record. The transcript has a single exon.
AUGUCUUCUUCCUACAGAAACAGCGCUAACUCCAACAAGUACACGGAGUUCGAUCCCGAGUCGGGCGACCUCUCGAGAAAGAAGUCGCUUGUCAAGCCAGAAAGAUCCAGAAUUGAUGCCAACCACCCGCGCUACCACUACACCCAGGUGGCCCAGCAGGAAGCCAACCACUUGAAGAUCCAACCGUCUUCUACAGGUUUGGACCCCCAGGUGCCUCACGAGAAUCACCUCAGCCCCUCGCACUCGUACCACUCCAAGAGAAAGUCCAAUAUACCCCAUAGCGACGAGGAUGACGACGAGGGAAUUCCGUUGAUGGAUAUCCAUGACGGUUCUCCUGGCGGAAGCAAGACUUCCCACAACAGCAGCGCCAAGGCUGAGGGCCGCGAGGUCUACGGCUUGAACGACGAGUACGGCUACAACACGCCUGCCAGAAAAAACGUCAUCUCCAAGCCCACCAAGCCUGUUGCUGAGGAAAAACCAAAGCAUGACAUUUACUUCUGGAAGGCCUACUGCUACGCCAUCACCUUCUGGGCGCCUGCGCCGCUCCUCAAGUUGUUUGGCCUCAAAACCAAGGACAGACAGUUUGCCUGGAGAGAAAAAAUAGGCUUAAUCACCUGUAUUCUAUACCUCGGAGCCAUCGUGGCCUAUAUUUGUUUCGGUUUCACCAGAACUGUAUGUUACGACAGCCAAGUUCGUACUAGAAACAACAGGGUCCCCAAAGGUUUUUUGAUCAUCAAUGGUAAGACUUACGAUUUGGACCGUUCCAGUCACCCUGCUGCUGCAGGUAUCCAAGGAGGAACCAACAUCUUAUACCCCCCAGUCGAUGCUGGUGGACGUGAUGCUUCUUUCCUCUUCCAAAACGUCAACGGUAACUGCAAGAACUUAAUCACCCCCAAGGAAGGUAACAGAAUUCCCACUGAUGGCGAUGACUUGGCCUGGUACAUGCCAUGUCGUACAUUUGCCCAGGACGGCUCCACUUCCCCAAACACCUCCCAGGUGUACUACGAUGGUUGGGCAUGUCACACAAGUGAUAGGGCUAGAUCUGCGUACUACAAUUUAAAAGCACACGGUGAUGUGUAUUUCACGUGGGAUGAUAUUAGAAACAGUUCUAGAAACUUGGUGGUUUAUUCUGGUAAUGUUUUGGAUCUUGAUUUGAUCGAUUGGAUUUCGAAAGAUCAACUCAACUACCCCGAAUUGUUUGACCAAUUGAAGGAUGACAAGACCUUCUCGGGUCACGAUAUCUCCCUAGUGUUGACUAACUCUGCCCAAAGACAAGCUGCUAGAUGUUUGACUGAAAUCGUCAAGGUUGGUACCAUCGAUUCAGACACCAUUGGAUGUCUUGCUUCCAGUGUCGUGUUGUACUUCUCGUUAAUUUUCAUCUUGGCCGUUGUCUUUGUCAGAUUUAUUUUUGCCUGUUACUACAGAUGGGUAGUAGCUAGAAAACAAGGUGUUAGCACCAUGGACGCCAAGUCAUGGGCCAAGAGAAACAAGCAAAUUGAAGAUUGGCUGGAAAAUUCAGGAAACCCCGUCGGUGCUAUAAAAGAAGUUCCAGUUAAGGCUAGAGCCAACUAUAAGGCAAGCAAGACCAAUAGACAGAGUAUUUUCGUCAGAUCCAACAUCAAGUUGGAUGCUCCAGAGUUGUCACAGUACUACGACCAUCCAGAAAAGUUAUCCAAAUCGUUUCAAUACACCACCAUGUCGACACAAGCCGCCUUGCUUGGAAGUUCUAAUCUUAACUCGAAGAGAAAUGCCAUGAAGUCAACAGGUACUAGGCAAUCCACACUUUAUUUGAAUGAUCACGGUUCUUCUUCUGACUUAUUAGGUAGACCCACUUCAUCCUACAAUCCAUUCAAUACUUAUGAAGACUCAUAUCAAGUUAACGGUUUAUCACCAGAUAUUAUUCACCCAGACGUGGUACCUCAACCUCCUGUGGAAUAUCAACCUUUUGCCUUCCCAUUGGCACACACAAUCUGUCUUGUUACCUGUUAUUCUGAAGAUGAGCUGGGUUUGCGUACCACGUUAGACUCCGUUGCCACUACUGAUUUCCCAAACUCCCACAAGUUAAUGCUUAUUGUCUGUGAUGGUAUUAUCAAAGGUUCUGGUAACGAUAGGACCACUCCUGAUAUUGCCUUAGGUAUGAUGUCCGACUUUACUAUUCCUGUUGAUGAAGUCCAACCUCACUCUUAUGUUGCAGUUGCGCAAGGUUCAAAACGUCACAAUAUGGCCAAGGUUUACGCCGGAUUCUAUAAAUAUGACGAUAACACUGUUCCCCCUGAAAAGCAACAAAGAGUUCCAGUUAUUACUAUCGUUAAAUGUGGUACUCCAGAAGAAGCAGGAUCCGCAAAACCAGGUAACAGAGGUAAGCGUGAUUCUCAGAUCAUUUUGAUGUCUUUCUUGCAGAAGGUUAUGUUUGAUGAAAGAAUGACUGAAAUGGAAUACACAUUGUUGAACAAUAUUUGGAGAGUUACUGGAAUGAUGGCCGAGUUCUAUGAAAUCGUUCUUAUGGUUGAUGCCGAUUCUAAGGUUUACCCUGAUAGUUUGACCCACAUGGUUGCAGAAAUGGUUAAAGAUCCUCUGAUCAUGGGUUUGUGUGGUGAAACAAAGAUUGCGAACAAGAGAGGUUCUUGGGUCACUGCUAUUCAAGUUUUUGAAUAUUACAUUUCACACCAUCAAUCCAAGGCUUUCGAGUCAAUUUUCGGUGGUGUUACAUGUUUGCCUGGUUGUUUCUGUAUGUACCGUAUCAAAGCACCCAAGGGUAAGAACGGCUAUUGGGUUCCAAUUUUGGCCAACCCUGAUAUUGUUGAAAGAUACUCGGAUAAUGUUGUUGAUACUUUGCACAGAAAGAAUUUGUUGUUGUUGGGUGAAGAUCGUUACCUUUCUUCGUUGAUGUUGAGAACCUUCCCCAAGAGAAAGCAAGUGUUCGUGUCCAAGGCUGCUUGUAAGACUGUUGUACCAGAUACCUUCAAGGUGUUGUUAUCGCAACGUCGUCGUUGGAUCAACUCUACCGUGCAUAACUUGAUGGAGUUAGUAUUGGUUAAGGAUUUGUGUGGUACAUUCUGCUUCUCCAUGCAGUUUGUUGUCUUCAUUGAUUUGGUUGGUACCUUGGUGUUACCAGCCGCCAUCUGUUUCACGUUGUACGUGAUUAUUGUUGCAAUUGUUUCCAAACCCACCCCUGUGAUGUCGUUGGUUCUCUUGGCUGUUGUGUUCGGUCUACCUGGUCUCUUGAUUGUGAUCACGGUGUCCUCGUUUGUCUACGUGGUCUACUUCUUUAUCUACCUUAUUGCAUUGCCCAUCUGGAAUUUUGUGUUGCCCGUUUAUGCAUUCUGGAAAUUCGACGAUUUCAGUUGGGGUGAAACCAGAGUUGUCCAAGGUGGUGACAAGGGUAACCACGGAGCCAGCGAGGGUGUUUUUGACUCCUCGCACAUUAUCAUGAAGAGAUGGAGAGAAUACGAAAGAGACCGCAGAAACCACGAGACUGCACUUGGCAUGCGUCCUGGUUCUGGCAUGGGCGGUGGCUUAAGUGUUCCCAGCGCCGCAUGGGACCCUGCCAACGCAGAAAAGCAUGUUGACGAGGACUACUCCGAGGGUUCUGGCUCAACUCCAUAG